This is a messenger RNA of Cryptomeria japonica (Japanese cedar), 2265 nucleotides long. Its product is annotated as indole-3-acetic acid-amido synthetase GH3.6-like. Gene Ontology annotation, cellular component: cytoplasm. The transcript is spliced from 8 exons. The record is from RefSeq and is a predicted model, not a curated record. The coding region runs from base 1 to 2265 and encodes 754 amino acids. Lineage: Eukaryota; Viridiplantae; Streptophyta; Pinopsida; Cupressales; Cupressaceae. Gene Ontology annotation, molecular function: acid-amino acid ligase activity.
AUGAGAGAGUCAGUGGUGCGCCAGGUUGAGUUCCAAAGGAGACAGGGUCUUCGUGGAUCAGGAGUCUAUAUGAGAAGCUAUCGCCAGGGGCGAGGUGCAGUGGGUUCAGAGGAGCUGAGGGAGGCCAAAAUGGGACGCCAGUGCUGUGGGAGUACUGGGCAUGCUCAGGGAGUGUGCAGAGUUGGAGCCGGAGGACUUAAGGAGUUCCGGAUGGGUCAGUGGUGGACACUUGAAAAGGUAUGGCGUAGUCUGGAAACAAGAAAGGACUUGUCCGCAAUGGAAGUCAUGAGUAAGGUUUUCCAGUGCCGCAUGAGGCUGUCCACCGAGUAUUUUAAACGAAUGGCAUAUCAUGGGAAUUUCGGAUAUGCCAUAGGACAGUUUGGAACAACGACAAGCGCUGGCUUGAAUACAGCUAUAAAUGCAAACCCCUCGCAACGAAUUCCUCACAUCAUCCAAUCGAUGUCCGAAGCCAUGCUUUGUGUGAACACUGCAAUCCCCAGUGAUAAUGAUAAGAAAGCUCUCGACUUCAUUGACAAUGUCACCAUACAUGCUGAUCAAGUGCAGGCUCAAGUGCUUUCUGAGAUUUUGACGAGGAACGCUAAUACAGAUUACCUAAAGCGCUAUAGCCUCAAUGGUCGCACUGAUAGGGACUCUUUCGAAAAACUCUUGCCCGUUAUUACAUACGAGGAUCUGCAGCCUGAUAUUGUGCGAAUCGAUAACGGGGAUAAAUCUCCUAUUCUUUCAUCUCACCCGGUCUCCGAAUUUCUCACCAGCUCUGGAACAUCCGCUGGAGAACGCAAGCUGAUGCCCACAAUCGAAGAAGAGUUAGACCGAAGAACUCUUCUUUACAGCCUUCUCAUGCCUGUCAUGAACCAGUACAUAAAGGGGCUGGACAAGGGAAAAGGUAUGUACUUCCUCUUCAUCAAAUCUGAAACCAAGACUCCAGGUGGAUUUGUAGCUCGGCCGGUUUUAACGAGCUACUACAAGAGCCGGCACUUCAGAGAAAAGCCUUUUGAUCCCUUCAAUGUCUACACCAGCCCCAUGGAGGCCAUUUUGUGCCCCGAUUCCCACCAGAGCAUGUAUGCUCAGCUCCUCAGCGGCCUUGCCCAAAACAAACAAGUUCUCAGAGCAGGAGCCGUCUUCGCCUCUGGCUUGCUCAGAGCAAUUCAUUUCUUCGAACAGCACUGGCGAUCGCUUUGCCAUGACAUUCGAAUCGGAAGGCCAAGCGAGGAAGACGUGACCGUUUCUUCAUUAAGAAAAGCCGUGAUGAAUAUAUUGAGCCCCAAUCCUGAGCUGGCAGAGCUCAUGGAGCACGAGUACUCAAAGACGUCAUGGGAGGGAAUAAUAAAGAGGCUCUGGCCCAACACAAAUUACCUAGAAGUGAUCGUGACAGGCGCCAUGGCCCAGUACAUCCCCACCCUCGAUUUCUACAGCGGCGGACUCCCUCAGUUGUGCACGAUGUACGCCUCCUCCGAGUGCUACUUCGGCCUCAAUCUCCACCCGCUCAACAAACCGUGGGAUGUGUCGUACACUAUCAUGCCCAAUAUGGGCUACUUCGAAUUCCUUCCCCUUCGCCGCGACAAUCACAAUGGAAAAUUCGACAACCAGCCAGAGCUGGUGGAGCUCGCCUACGUUAAAGUGGGUGAGGAAUAUGAACUUGUGGUAACCACAUACGCAGGGUUGUAUCGUUACAGAGUGGGAGACGUGCUCAGGGUGACCGGAUUCCACAACUCGGCGCCGCAGUUUCACUUUGUGUGCCGGAAAAAUGUAAUGUUGAGCAUUGACUCGGACAAAACUGACGAAGUAGAGCUGCAGAGCGCGGUGAACAAGGCAACUGAGCAUCUGGAGAGUUAUGGAGCUCGAGUGAUUGAGUACACAAGCUACACAGACGUAUCUAGCAUUCCGGGGCAUUACGUUCUCUUCUGGGAGCUCAACACUUCUAAAGUGCCUGAUGAAGUGUUGCAGCAAGGUUGUCUUACUGUAGAAGAGAAUUUAAAUUCGGUCUACAGGCAAGGCAGAGCCGCUGAUAAAUCCAUCGGCCCUCUGGAGAUAAAAAUGGUAGAAAGUGGGACAUUUGAUGAGUUGAUGGACUAUGCUCUAAGCCGAGGGGCAUCCAUAAAUCAAUACAAGGCACCUCGCUGCGUGAAGUUCGCUCCAAUAGUGGAGCUACUCAAUUCUAGAGUCAUAGCGUCCUAUUUCAGCCCCAAGUGUCCCAAAUGGACACCUGCGCGCGCCAACUGGGAAACUUCUUCCAAAUCUUUCUAA